CCCCUUUAUUGAGCUGUUCUUAUUUUCGCUCUCUUUCCCUAACCGCCAUCCGACCAUGGCAGCGGCACCAUCGCUGAACUCGUUACCGUACGAGGUACGCCAGACGAUAUAUUCUCUUGUGGCGCGGCAAACUAACUCUAACGACUGGCGAAAAGGACCAAUAUCGACUAUUGCGCAUUACGCAACGGUAUCCAGGGAAUGGCAAGAGGAAUUUGUCGAGCCUAUUAGCUUCAAGGUCAUACGUGUGACUCCGAAACGUCUCAAGUCCUUUUGUCAGAUCGUAACUUCGCCGCGGCGCAGGGCAAUUGUCCAGACGAUCUGUUUCCAUGUUUCCCUCGACAAAUACGACCCUCACCUUGAUGGCGAGCAGGAAACAUGGGCAGAGAGACGACGGAGCACCGAGAUCUUGAGUACGGCCCUUGGGACUUUCUUUCGGGCAAUGACCCAGUGGCAGAGGAGUGAUACCUCUCCUCUCGGCCUGGACCUUCACCUUCUCGUCGAUUCACCUAGUGAUACGUCGUCCUUGGUCGGUAGGAAUGGGGGGCCCCUCGUGACGGGGCGAGCUUUAACAUCGUACCUAAAACUUGACCUAGAGGCCGUAUCAUUACCACACAUUGACGUCUUCAGCGGGUUUCGAUGCACCGGGAGACAUCUGCAACCGACAUCUAUACUAGCUAUUGUGUCUAGGCUUCAGACAUUGGAAUAUCUUGAUGUUGAACUCAACCACGACUCAACACGCCACCGAGACGUCAAACAGAGAAAUAGCUUUGCUUUGGGCCUCCAGUAUUCCGAAACAAUUCGAGUUCUUAGUCUACGCCGCCCCAGCCCAAUGCUAACGCCAGCUCACACACCUCCAAGACAGCCGUGGUCGGCCUUUUACGCCCACAUGCGGGCAUUCGGUCAGCAGUGCGAAUCUUUCGAAUUCGACGAUUGCAUCGACGCUCUCCAAUUCUUUACACCGUUCCUCGUUGGGCCGGGGAUAGCAGAGCCGCCUAAGGGCCAAGAGGUGCCCUUCUUUUCGCGGUUGAAGAGGCUUAACAUACGCAACUCGUACAUGAUGAAGGCGCCAUAUUUGCGUGUCACGAAUAGGGUUGAAGCCUUAGCAUCCGUUCAUAACGUUCUCGUAGCGAUCGGGCGGGCGACCCGCCGUAUGCCAGCGCUGCUAUUCGCUCGCGUCUGUCAAUAUGUCCUUACUGAUGGACAAUUGGAGUGGUUCGUCCUUACGUAUGAAUACCAUGCUGGUAAAGCUGUAAUACGCACCAAGGGCUUCAAACCAGGGAAGAUAAUGGUCAGUGCUUGGAGGGAUUCUGCCGCUGAAAAGGGCGUAAAGCUUAUAAUUCACUAUGAGAAGGACGAUCUUAAUGUACCCGAACUCUGAAUCAUUUAACUUGUUAAAGACAGUUCCUUUUGUUUUUGGUUUUUUCAAUUCUGAGGCAGCGAGGAGUUAGUCAUUGGAAAAGGGGGGCCACAUUGUAUGUCAAAUUUCACGUGUCGGUAGACACCGUCGAAUAUAAAGACGAUGGAAACGAACCGCACUCUCCAUCAGGUUCAAAUUU
This is a messenger RNA of Daldinia vernicosa, 1556 nucleotides long. RefSeq lists its product as uncharacterized. The transcript is spliced from 2 exons. NCBI's taxonomy places the organism in Eukaryota, Fungi, Ascomycota, Sordariomycetes, Xylariales, Hypoxylaceae. The record is from RefSeq and is a predicted model, not a curated record. The coding region runs from base 56 to 1378 and encodes 440 amino acids.